Messenger RNA from Ostrea edulis (European flat oyster), 5492 nucleotides. Its product is annotated as centrosomal protein of 128 kDa-like. Bases 633 to 3713 code for a protein of 1026 amino acids. The record is from RefSeq and is a predicted model, not a curated record. The transcript has 30 exons. Lineage: Eukaryota; Metazoa; Mollusca; Bivalvia; Ostreida; Ostreidae.
UGGAUCUUACAUUGAAAAUGGCGCAUGUUUUGAAGCUUGGACAAGUCUAAACUCGCUUGGUGAUGCGUGUGUGUUAAACGCUCUCUAUGUAUUAUAACAAAUCAUACUAGAUAUUUAAAAAGCAAUCUCCACACACAUCGUAAAUUAAUGUAAUAAUACGAUACCUAAAAUAACAUUAAAUAUUGUCACGAAAUUUGUUGCCUAAUCACAAAACGUCAAUAACUAGCAUUAUCGCCCUUUCGUCUUUGUUGAUGUUGUGAUACUGGCAUACUGCAUGAUAUUAUAUAAUUUUAUUUGUCAUUUAAUGAAUUCAAUUAAUUUUUUGUUAUCAAUAUUUGAAGAAAUUUCGGCCAUCUGUCAAACAAUAUCGGAAGGUCAUUAAUUAAUUAGUUGUGCGGGAUUUUUUUUUACCCUCCAGAGUGUGGCGUGCAUGGACCUGUAUUUUGUAUGACACAGUUCCCAAGGAAAACAGUAUGUCAGACGAGGACAGUAGGGAUUAAAACGACAUCUUGUAGAGAUCAGAGGCUGACACGAAAAUGUAGAUUUGUAAUUUAGAAAUAGUGAGCUAUUGGUUGGAUUAAUGUGGUGCAUCUAGAAGAUUUUACAGACUGAAUUAACCUCAGUGUAGAAAAAUGGAUGACAGAAUAUAUAGAAUAAAUGACAAUCUUCAGGGUACCACCAGAAAUCUGCGUUCUUUGGAUCACAUGCUGGAUGACUACAGAGAUGUGACUAGGGAUCAGCGCAGUGCUGUGGACAGACUGAGGGAGGAUGUGGCCAGAACUCGGACACAGUUACACGAGGAAAGACUCCGAAGUCCCGCUCACAGGCAUUACGAGAGUGACAGUGAAUAUGAGAGUUCACCCUCCCCCAGUAGACGAAGACGUCGCACCAGGCGGUCAACUGUCAGGUUUGCAGACGACAUGAACAGAGAACUCCACGAUCUUAACAGUUCACUACGAGACUUAUCCACGGACCAGUUUGAACUCAGGGGUCAUCUCAACAGGGAGAUGGAUAGGAGAGACAAGUAUGAUGCCGAUACAAGAAAAACAAUGAGAGAAAUUUCGGAAAACUUGAAGAGACUACCACAAACAGACCCAGUUGCGAUGAGGGUGGAGAGUCGUCUAGCCUCCAUUCAGGACGAGAUGAGGGCUGACAGACACUUAGGUAGUCGUUAUGAUGAGUUAGCCAAUCUGUCCUCUGACCUUCGACAUGCUUUGCGUGAGCACCACCACAUUCAACAAACAACAGCAGAUGAAAGGAUACGUAAUCAAUAUAUACAAGCUGAGGCCCAGAAACACAGGAUUGAGUCUGACCUGGAUGUGUUGAAGAGAAAACUGGACCAAAGUGAAGGUGGAAAAACAGCUCUUCAAAACCAGGUGGAAGAUUUAAGGAAUCAAUUGAAUCGUAUGGAGCAGGAGAGAGCUCGUGUCAAAUUACAGAUGGAAGAAAAGCGAUAUGAGGAAGAACUCAGAGAAAGACGCAAAAGAAGAACAGUGGAGGAAGAUAAGGAUAGAGAGAGAAAAGCAAUGGAAAGAGAAAUCUCCGAUCUGAGGGGUCAGCUCUCUCAUGCUAUUAGUGCUAGCGGAGAGGUGGAGGAACUCCGACGUGGAAUAGAGCGUAGUGAAAGACAGAGGGCCCAGUUAUCAGAUCAUAUUGAGACACUAACAAAAGACUUAGACAAUAGGGAAAAACAGACCGCCAAACUAAUUACUCAACUGAAGGAGGUGUCGGAUAAACGUGAUGAAUCCGAGAGACAGAAGGGUCAGCUGAUAGCUCAGUUUGACGACACAGCUCAGAGGUUUAAGGACUGUAACAAGGAGUUAGAAAGGGCGUCUACUGAAUUAAGGAACACACAGCAAACUCUGCAAGAAACCGAGAGGAAGAGAGAUGAGUUCAAAGGUCGGGCACAGGAGACAGUCAGACAGUGGAAGUUGAAGGUGAAGCAGCUGGAGCGUGAAGUGGACAGACAUAAACAUGGUGCUAAUCAGCUGAUGCAGAGAAACGAACAGCUGGUGAAAGAGGUGGAGGGACAUCGACAGAAUCUCCAUCACACGGGGAUACAGAUGGAGAACAUGAAGAGGGAGUUGGGAGACGCCCUGGCUGUGAGGGCAGCUCAAGAUGAACAGCUUCGUUUGAAAGAUGUAGAGAUCAAUGAACUGAAAUCUGUCAGGAUGGACUUGGACCGGGAACUCAGGGACGUCCGCACCGUGGCUGACCGGCUUGAAAACGAGCUUCACACAGUAUCUCAUCGAUUGACACAAGUAACCGACGACAAAAAUAAAAUUGAGGAUAAACUCUCCUCUAUAGAGGCAGCCCACAUGUUGUCACAGGACCAAGCCAAUCAGCUGCAGCAAGAGUUGAAGGAAUUGAGCGCUGUUAAGGCAGAAAUCGCAGCUAAGUUAUCGGAAUCAAACGGCAAAAUCCAUGAUAUGAGGCAAAACUUUAUGGAACUUCAGCAUCGAGAAAAGGCAGCACGUGAGGAAUCAAAAAUGUACCAAAGGCAACUUAACGAUGAGAGAGAAAAUCAUCACGUGUCUCUGGAGGCUUUGAAGCGUGAAUUGAACGAAGCCAAGGUGAGAGAGGCUCAUGUGAUGCAAGAUAUUCAAAGAAAAAUGAAGAGAAGUCAUGCUGAGUAUGAAGCCACCAUUCAGGCACUAAAGAUGGAACUCUCUGAGGAGAAGUCGUCACAUAAAAUCUCAAAACGCAAUGAAGAAAAAUUUCGACAAGAGAUUGACAGAUUAGCACAGGAGAUUGCUAGGAGUGAGGAAGAUAACCAGAAACUGUCGAGAAGACUGGAGAUGACCAGAGAAGAAUUUGAGACACAGGAAAAGCGUGCCCGAAGCAGGUCUCCUAGACCAUGCAUAAAGUUGCAGCGAAAGAAACCUACUCAAAUGGCUGAAACAGAUUUAUCAAGGGUUAAAAAUGUUGAAGAUGAACUUCUGAAGGCCAGAAAUGACUGCAAGAGGUUCCAGGCCAACUUUGAGGGGCUCAUCCAUGAGAUGGUUGCCGAGGUUGAUGCACUGAUGGACAUCGCAGCCUCCUGUUCUAAAGAAAAGCAAAAGACAGUGGCAUCAUGUAAAGGGACGUCAAAUGGACCCUCCACUGCUCUCCAAGAAAUUAAGGCCAAAAUGAAGUGGUUAAGAGGAGAAAUUAGAGACCGGAUAAAAUUGGAGCAAGCCUUAAAAAAAGAUUUGCAGGAGGCUUUGUCAUGUAACGAAACAGAUCGUCAAUUCCUCAUAACAGAAAUCUCCAAGCGUGAUGGUGUAAUGGACGAACUCUCAGUAGUCAAGCACGAAUUAAGUCACAGGGAAGCAGAAAACUUUCACUGUGUUGAGAAAUUGCAGACUCAGAUUUUAGAUUUAACAGAUGAACUUGAACUCCGUAAAAUCCGAGAGGAUGAGCUACUGAGACAGCAAGCCAUGGACAACAAACAUGUGAUAGAAGAAAUCGAAGAACUGAGAGAUGUACAGGAGGAGAAGGCCAGAAUUGAACAGCGAUACGUCAAAUUACAAGACACCAUGAGAGCAUUACAGAGCGAACUCAAAUCCGUAAAUUUCUACGGUGACAAGAUUGAAGAGAUCGAGAAAAACAUGUUUAAUCUACGAAAAUCUCCACGAAGGAAAAACCAUGUUCGAAUUCAGGAAGGACCAAGUUUACGAUCUAGAUCCCGUUCACGAUCCAAAAGCCCUGGAAGGCGGAUUCCACAUUCAUAGUGCCCAUCUCUAGACUCUAGUCCAUCUCUGUAUUUCUGUGGAGCCAGACCCACAUUAUUUUUGUAAAACCUCCUUCUAUGCCAGUUUUGAUUAUGUGAAGGAGAGAAAGCAUAUUUCAUUUUGAAUCAUCAGUUGAUGAGGUACAUUUGUAUGUACAGAGCUUAAUGUUGAGUUGAUGAGGUACAUUUGUAUGUACAGAGCUUAAUGUUGAGUUAAUGAGGUACAUUUGUAUGUACAGAGCUUGAUGUUGAGCUGAUGAGGUACAUUUGUAUGUACAGAGCUUGAUGACAUUUAGAUCUAACAUGCUGUUUAGUGUUGUUUUGUAAAUACUUCAUGUAUAUUUAUUGUUAAUAGUUCACAAGGGAGAUAACUGUUGUACAUAGAGUUAGAUGUAGAGGGAUAGUAUUAUGUAAAUACCUCCGUGUAUCUUGCGUUUAAAACACGCACAUUGUCUCUGAUUUAUGUUACACAUGUACAACUUUGUAAAUCCAGGAAAUCAACAAGGCAAUAAAUCGUUUUGAUUAAUUUUGAAUGGGAGCUGAGUAGCGCUGUAUUUCUUCAGUUCUUUUAAAAAUUACUAAAUCCUAUUUUUACCUGUACCAUUGCAAAGAUAUGUACAUGUCUUAUGCAUUAAAAAUUGUAUAUUUACAGAGCAAAGGCAAUGUUUUGUGCAUGUACUUAAAAAAGAAAUGUGUCUGUGAUAAUUGCAUUUAUUUUACAUGUUUGUACAGUAACAUACAAAUUAUUCAUGCUGUGAGAAUUGAUGUUGUGGUUUCCUCUGGACUGUAUGUUGCCUUUAUUUACAUACUGUAUUGAGUAAAACCAUUCCUUUGUAUCUUCAUACAGUUUUACAAAUCCAUUGUAAAUACACACAUAUCCAAGAUGUAGCAAGAUGAAUUCCAUUUUAAAAAAGUUUUUAUUUUUAAUUCUUUUUUACCAAUAUAAUACAUUCCUUUUUAAUUUUAUAGCAUGUUUCUGCAAGUACAUUUCUAGAUCUGAUUUUUGUAUGGUUAGAUUUGAAACUCUUACACAAUUAAAAUCUUUAUAUUUGUAUUUAUUUUAUGGAUAUUAUAUUUUCAUAUACAUGUACAUUGUACUCUUAUAAUAGAUGUUGCCCACACAAAGCAUUUUUGUAAUGCAUUACUAAGUAUAUAAAGUCCAAGAUUGCAUUAUAGAUAAUCAUUAGGUUUUAUUUGUACUAUAGUAGGUGAUUUUUUACUUCUAUAAAUUUUGAGGUAAUAUUUAAUAUGGGAACACAGGGACAAACAAUAAUGUAAGGGUAAAAGAUAUUGUUUCAAGCAUAACUGUCUCGGGAUUUUGUUUAUUUUUUAUUCUAGUUCAAGUUUUAAACUUUGACAAUUUAUAGUAGUACCUGUUUGUACCAAACACCAUUAUACUGAACAUCUGGUUAUUACAAACUCAAAUUCAUUCUCUAUACAUACAAAGGCUACAGCACAUUGACAGUCCUCGAAGGAUCGUCGUAACGGUGUCUCGCUAUGUUGGGGAAUUUUGGGUAUUUUAUUCAGCAAUUCCGACACCCAAAAUGCACCUCGUUAAGGAAAGGUUUAUAAAAUUUGCAACUGAAGUUUUGCUGUAAUAUUUACAUGUACAUUGUAUGUUUACAUGUUUUAUCAGCAGAAGGUUGUGGUACACUAUACUGUCAAGUGUAGGGUGAGAGCAGUGUGCGGAAGUGAUUUGUGAUAAUUAUUUACUUUGAAAAAUCAAAUUCCAUAUUGUCAGUUAUUUAUUUAUUUAUAAAUAAAAUGACACAGAAGUCCA